Molecule: messenger RNA, 795 nt
Organism: Fusarium keratoplasticum
Lineage: Eukaryota; Fungi; Ascomycota; Sordariomycetes; Hypocreales; Nectriaceae
Exons: 1
Coding region: 1-795 (264 amino acids)
Source: RefSeq, a predicted model, not a curated record
AUGCUCUUCCCACUGUUUGUGCCAACUCUUCAGGACCCCUACUCCCUUGGAGAGGGAUCUUGGAGACCGGAUAGUCCUAUAGAGAUUCCUCACGAGGUGGCUCUCAUGGGUCUCCCUCAGAACAUACAAUUCACCUGGAUGAACUCUUCCUCCAGGAUGGUUCUACAUAUCGCCGCCCCCGGAUCAUCAGCUUUAUAUUCUGCCGACAUGCCCCAGGGUUGGAACGGCCCAACGAUCCUCUACGCUGGUUCAAGAGUCCAGGGCAGUCCGAUGCUCUACGUCGAGAGAUCAGACCGUGAAUCAACCUUUCACUUGCCCGGUGUCCCGAGUUGCGGUAUCAUGCCUUGCCAGAUCGUUCUGCAGUGCGAGUACGCCGACCCUGUUACCUGGUUCAGGUUCACCAUGGUUGUCGGUGAUGGCACCAACAACCACUUUGAAACUUUCGAGUGGCGCCGCUCUUCAAAGUCUGCUGGAAAGUGGAAGCUCACCCGUCUCGGCCCCGGUGGAGAAGAAGACAUGUCGCAACAGUGGUAUCCCUCUCCAUACGGUCAAGAAUACUAUGGUUCCCCUGCAGCAACAGAGAGCGGUUCAAGCAGCAGAAAAGAAACGGUGGCGAUUCUCUCCGAGGAAAAACCAUCGUCACGAUCAAAUCACAGGUCUAAAGUCGGAGGCUUCCAGUUCAAGGGUUCAGGCGCAACGUCUGAGCUUGGCUACCACUGGGCCCUGAUGGCCGCCAUGAGCGGCAUCGUGAUACUCCAGCUAAUUGGUGCUGGGGAAAGCAGGGCGAGUGGAUGA